AUGGCGGAAAAGACUCCUCUCAAGAUACUGGUUGCUGGCGGAGGCAUCGCCGGGCUCACAGCCGCUCUAGGGUUACGACACCAAGGGCAUCAAGUCACUGUUUUCGAGAGGUCCGAACUUGCCAAGGAGUUUGGUGCUGCCAUCCAUGUUGGCCCAAACUGCCACAGUCUGCUGAAGAAGUUGGGAAUUUUCCCAGAAGACUUGGGAGCCAAUCGAAUGGAAGCGAUUAUUCAGCACGAUGAGAACGGCAAGGUCCUAAGAGAGAUGGACCUUCGAAGCUCCAUGGAUAUAUGGGAAGAUCCCUGGGUUCUCUGCCAUCGGGUUGCAAUUCACGAGAAGUUGAAAGAGAAGGCAACAGGAACGGCUGGAACUGGCUUGCCUGUGACUUUGCGGUUAGCCAGUCCAGUGGUCAAUGUGGACCCUUCAACCGCUACAAUUUUCCUGGCAGACGGCUCGAAGCAUACCGGAGACCUUAUCAUAGGUACUGAUGGCGUGAGCUCUAUUACCCGCAAAUUUGUGGUCGGGCCAGAUAUCAAGCCAUUCCCUUAUGGUAAAAACAUGUUCCGAUUCAUGAUACCCCGAAAACAGAUCCAAGACAAUCCUGAAAUUGCACAUUUCGUGGAGAAGGACGGUUGUAUGCGAAGCUGGCGAAAUGAUGGUUGCACACUCAUCAUGUAUCCCUGCCAAAACAAUACUAUCAUGAACUUCGCUGGUAUACAUCCAAGCGACAUGUCCCCAGCAAAAGGAGAAGGUUGGGACCAGGAGGCAACUAAGGAAAAGCUGCUAGAAAUCUUUGGAACCUUCGGUUCCAAGAUCCAGGAACUGCUGAAAUUAGCUGACAGUACUACCCUGAGAGUGUGGUCAAUCUUAGAUAUGGAACGCAUCCCACGUUGGUAUAAUGAGCGACUAGUUCUCAUGGGCGAUUCUGCCCAUCCUUUCCAGCCCUUCCAAGGGCAAGGAGCAUGCAUUGCCGUCGAAGACGCCGUAUCUCUAGUUUGUCUACUGCCCCGGGAGACUACACCUGAGGAUCUCCUAGAUCGCCUUGCUUUGUAUCAAAAGAUCCGCGACGAGAGAGCUCACAAAGUGCAGCAAGCCACUCGAAUGUCUGGACGAGACUUGAGCGAGGAAGAAAGGAAAGCUUACGAUUGGACUAAUUCUAUAGCCUACAACUUUGGGCACAACGAGUGGCAUAACUCAACGCGGAUUCUCAAGGAACACCUCUGGAAACGCAACAAUGAACCCAGCGUCUGGGGCCCUUUCAGCUUUUCCUUUGGGCCUACUCCUCUGGCACCGGUAAUCACCAAGACCUUGAGAGUAAAAAGGUAUAUCAUACGUUUCAAGACCUCCGUCACAUUCAUAAAGACACUAUUCCCCCCAACUUCCUUCAACUUUGUGGCCCCUGGAACUGUCGCUCAGGUCAGCUACGAGGUCACAGAGGAACUCAGCGACGAUGGGAAGGUAUUGGACAGGAGCGUGGGACUCUGGCUGCACGGUGUUCAGUUCACGCGAAAAGAUGGUAGCAAAUCUGGUGGCUCGCUCUUGGUGGCUCUCUUGGCGUCUUCCACCAGUAGCUCAGCUGCAGCUAGCAGUGCCCCAGGCUUUCCUCGAUUAUAUGCUGAUAUUGAGAUCGCACGAGGAGAAGAUGGGCUCGUCCAAGUUCGAUGCAGCCAAGGCGGACAUAUCUUCUUACGUCUUACUUUACGGGGUAUCCCCUUCCUGCAGUCACCUGAGCCGAUCGAAGCUGAUGCAUUAGGUCAUGGUACAUCUGUCUUGAAGGAUAAGCUAUUCUAUUUUCAAAACAUGCCCCUGGUGGGAGAGUUGGAAGAGGCAGGCACAUCUUAUGCGGUAUUUGCCUUGGACAGAACAGCAAAGCUCACAGGGAACAUUUCGACUACAUCGAGGGGCGACUCUAUGAUCGAGUUUAUCUCCUUGGAUUGGGAGAGGCUGCCUACGGUCCAUCACGUUGCUUCUGGCCUGGCUGAAAUGCCUGUCUUCGAAGUGCUUGAAACAGGUGAGCAAGAAUUUGUGGAUGAAGGGGAUAUCAGAAAAGCUGAGAGGAUUUUAUAA
Molecule: messenger RNA, 2067 nt
Organism: Clonostachys byssicola
Lineage: Eukaryota; Fungi; Ascomycota; Sordariomycetes; Hypocreales; Bionectriaceae
Source: the annotation of a GenBank genome assembly